Messenger RNA from Stylonychia lemnae, 1071 nucleotides. The record is from the annotation of a GenBank genome assembly. NCBI's taxonomy places the organism in Eukaryota, Ciliophora, Spirotrichea, Sporadotrichida, Oxytrichidae.
AUGAGUAGUCCAAAGAUAGGUUGUUACGGUUUUCAUGACUUAACUUCAAUUCCAAACUUAAAUUCAAUUGGGAAAAUGAUGGACAAUUUUAUUAUAAGAAUGGAAAAUAUUUAAAUUGAUGCUACCUGUGACAAGAGUUCAGAAUAUGUAGCUUACAAUUUCUCAAUAAAUGCAUAAGAUAUUAGAUUUCUUCAAAAAUUUAACAGUUUUGGACAUUCAUGCAACAAUGUAGGAGGAAGUCCUGAAAUUUAAUUCAAUAUGGGUGACUCAGCUAUCCAUAAUGAAACUUUAUGCUUCAUAGGUUUGCCUUGCUAUGUAAAUUUUGGCAACUUCAGCAUGCCUUAAUGUUCAGAUGCUAACUCAUUUAAAAUAGAAAUUAGAGAUAGUGUUUAGGACUUGGAUUAGUUUACUGGAAAUUUUCAGCAUAGCUUUAAAAAUAUAACCUUUACCUAUUCUUUAAGAGAUAAUAUUAAAGGUGACUCGAGGAAGAUUUUCAUCGGUGAUCAUUAUCUUACGGUAAUAGGCUCGCUAUAAUUUCCAAAUAAAUUCAUAUAUACUACAAGUUAAGUAAUUGUGAAAAUAACUGUAGCAUAUUGCUUCAAUCACUUACACUUCACUAAUUCCCCGAUUCUCGUUGAUAUGAAGUAUAAAUUAGGUGAAGGUCCUAUUACAUAGAGUUUCAGACCUCAUUCUUUUGAGCCAAAUAGUUGUAGAUACUAAUAUGUUUUACAAAGCAGAGAUGAUUAAAUAAUUCCAAAGUGUAUCAGUCUUAACUAGGUGAAAUAAACAAUAUCAUUAAAUUGUUCUGAAAAUGGGUUUCUUGGGAAGUUUUAUCAACUAAGAGUUAAAGCUUAAUUUAGCGACUAAAAUUAAAGCUUGGCAGCAAACCCAGUAAUGGAUUUUAAUGUCUAAAUUAUAUCUGAUUCAUUCAAGGAAGUCCAAGCUUCAACAAUUAUGCAAUAUUCACCUUUUACAGACUAAAUAAUGAUAGAGGGGCAAGUACUAACUUUGAACUUGCCAGAAAUAAUUGUAAUGGAUAGUAAUAUAAGAAUUCAAGUUAAUUUGGGAUGA